AUGCAUGCCAACACGCUCUUUUUCAGCAUUAUGGCCCUUUCCGGCGUGGUUGUGUCCACCAAGGGCAAGGGCCCCGGCCCAAGCUGCCCGGAGCAGGAGUACUACAACAAGAUGAUGGAAAGCAGGAAUCGCAAAGCCGCCGUCACGGACUGUGCUAAGUGGCUGAACGGUGAUAUAUCUGGUGCCGAAGACAUGCCCAGGUAUUUCAGGGAAUGCUCUGGAGACAAGGAUGAUGAGCGUGUCAGCCGAGUUUCGGCCGCCUGUUCUUGCAUCGCCACCUCAUCUGCCAGUAGCACCGCGUCGAGCACGGUCAUUGUGACUACGUCGACGAGCUCCUCCAGCAGUGAAGUAUCUUCAACUUCUGCAGUCUCAACGCCUCCAUCUGUCUCGGACUCUUCCAGCGUAGCAUCGACGUCCGAACAACCACCCACCGCGUCUUCGACCGAUACCAGCCCAACUUCGGGCCACACGGAUCCGACUUCAACAGCUACCGGCUCGCACACCACCUCGGCGCCAGCCACGGUAUCAUCGUCGCCUCAGACGAGCGACGGAACUACCGCUUCUACUGCUAUCCAUAUCUCUGACUCUGCGUUUACAUCGGCGACUCAUAGCUCGAACUCAGAGCCUGCCCACUCCUCAUCUUCGCAGUUCGAGUCCACGCGUUUUCCUUCCACAGACCACAGCAGCUCUUCAUCCACCAUAUCGCAGUCAAACCAACUAGAAACCACGCUUUCACAGGCAACAACUGCCAGCACAGUACUGGUCACAUCCACUAUUGCCAUAUCCACCACAGUCUGUCCAGUGAUCGAGACUCCUCAACCUGCUCCCUCUGGCGAGGACAUCACCACCACUAAGCUGGUAACCUCUACUCUAUACACGACAACUACGUCCACGCUGACGAGGUGCCCACCCGGGGCGACUUACUGCCCCGUCGGAAACAUCCCAAUCACCAAGACCGUCCCCAUCGGCGAGACGGUUCUGACAACCACCACAGUUGUGCCUGCGGGCGAGCAGAGCAACGCCGAGAAACACCCAUCCUCAACCCCCAGCGUGACUCCCAGCAGAGACAACAAUGGAAACGAGAACCCCAGCUACACGGUGAUCAGCGUCCCAACGACAAUCUACACCGUCAUGAACGGCGUCACCGCCCAGAUCCUGACCGUGAUACCAGUCACCAGCGCCCUGCCGGUCGGAAAGGCCUCGCUGUCAGAUGCGACGCUCGAGGCAAACGCCUGGCAGGGCGCCGAGGCCGGCGGUUCGGACCUGGCCGCGGCGCCGCCGAUUCCGCCUGGGAACCAGACCGCCGCCAAGGGCUCGACCUCGUCUCGUCUGCCGGUCGUGACGGCCGGUGCGGCUGGUGUUGGGAGCAGUGAUGGGGUGCGGGCGGCAUUUUUGGUUUUCGUCUUGGCGUUGUUUUUUUAG
Molecule: messenger RNA, 1422 nt
Organism: Diaporthe batatas
Lineage: Eukaryota; Fungi; Ascomycota; Sordariomycetes; Diaporthales; Diaporthaceae
Exons: 3
Coding region: 1-1422 (473 amino acids)
Source: RefSeq, a predicted model, not a curated record